Molecule: messenger RNA, 3257 nt
Organism: Dermacentor albipictus
Lineage: Eukaryota; Metazoa; Arthropoda; Arachnida; Ixodida; Ixodidae
Product: acetyl-coenzyme A transporter 1-like
Cellular component (GO): membrane
Molecular function (GO): acetyl-CoA transmembrane transporter activity
Source: RefSeq, a predicted model, not a curated record
UUCCACUCCGUGGCCGCAGCCGAGGAGCGAGCUUCGGCGCGCGUCUCCAGUGGUUGCGCGCCCUUUCCCUCCAGCCGAAGCGAAGCGACGCGUUCGCUUGCCAGCGCGCGCCGAAGCUUUCGGCGCGUGCCAGUGGUUGGGGCAUAAGCCUUCGGCGGGGUCGUCUGCUGCGACCAUUGCACACGUGCGAUACGAGUGAAUGACGCGAGAUAUAGUCAAAGUCCCGAGCAGAAGCCCACCAUGUGACAUCGAGAUACGCAGGCGUCCCAUCAGCGAGCAUCAAGAUUCCGUCAGAGACAUCACCUUAGGCACGCUGGCUCAAAACAAAGAUCCUUCGGUGGCGGAUGGCCAUGCAAGCGGGGACGGCCACCACAACAACAAAGACCGCGUCGGUGGUGUGCGAGAAGAGUGGCGUAGCAUUGCGCUCCUGCUGUUCCUGUACUUGCUUCAGGGCAUACCACUGGGCCUUAGUUCAGCUGUGCCCCUUUUGCUUCAAAACAGGCGCAUCAGCUACAAGGAGCAAGCCCUGUUCAGCUUUGUCACAUGGCCCUUCAGCGUGAAGCUCCUAUGGGCACCCAUCGUAGACUCUCUGUACUCGAGCCGCUUCGGCCGACGCAAGUCUUGGCUGGUGCCCACCCAGUACGCCAUUGGCCUGUCCUUCUUCUGGCUGUCGUCGCACGUGCGGUCCCUGCUGGGCGACGAGGAAGGCGGCAGCACGACGCAGCCCAGCGUCCUCUUGCUGACGCUCAUAUUCAUGUCGCUAAACUUCCUUGCGGCUACUCAGGACAUUGCCGUCGAUGGCUGGGCCCUCACAAUGCUCUCACGGAGACACGUAGGCUAUGCCUCCACAUGCAAUUCUGUGGGGCAAACUGCCGGAUACAUCUUGGGCAACGUGGUCUUACUAGCUCUCGAGUCUGCAGACUUCUGCAACCGCUACCUGAGAUCCGUACCUCAUAAGGAUGGUAUCGUCACCCUUGAUGGAUUCCUGUAUUUUUCGGGCAUCCUGUUCAUGGUGACAACCACUCUGGUGGCCCUGCUGAAACACGAACAAGAUGCAUCUAACCCAGAUGAGGAUGGCCACCCUGAUCUGGGUAUCGCUCAGACAUACAAGAUGGCACUGCGCAUCUUUCAGCUCCCCAGUGUCCGCACACAGUGCAUUUUUCUGUUAACGUGCCAGGUGGGCUUUGCUGCAGCUGACAAUGUGACGGGGCUGAAGCUCCUACAGGCUGGCUUGCGCCGGGAAAAUUUGGCCCUGCUGGCAAUCCCCAUGGUGCCCGUGCAGAUUAUGCUGCCGUUCAUGAUAAGCAAGCAUACUGGCGGUCACAGACCCCUAAACGUCUUUUUCAAGGCCUACCCUUACAGGUUGCUCCUUGGACUGAUGUUCAUGGUUCUCCUCCACUGGACAUAUAUCAAAAAUACAGAUGGAACCUUCCCCAUCUACUACUACACAGUCAUUGUGGUUGUCUAUGUAGUGCACCAGGUGACUGUAUACAGCUGUUGCGUGUCCCUGGUGGCAUUCCAUGCAAGGGUGAGCGACCCUGCCAUUGGGGGAACUUACAUGACUCUCCUCAACACCAUCGCCAACCUGGGCUCCAAUUGGCCUGCAACACUCUCACUGUGGAUGGUGGACAGUCUUACUUUCACCCAAUGUGUUGGUGCCACUAAGGGAUGGCUACGCUGUUCAUCCAUAGAAGAUCAUGAUGCAUGUAGCAGUCAAAGAGGCACCUGCGAGACUAUGUUAGAUGGCUACAACAUUGAGAUGGUACUCUGCAUCAUGCUCGGUUUCCUGUGGCUCUUGUAUGCACGGCAGAAGGCACACUGGUUGCAGUCGCUGCCGCAGUCUGCGUGGAAGUGCAAGUGAUCAUGCUGCAGCACACCCAAAACUUGACACACGUGCUUGAAAGAAUCUUCAAUUGCUGGAUCAGUUUGAUGACAGAUAUUUAUUGAAAACAAUAAUAAAAAAAUUUAUUCACAUGCAUGUCGCAGCUUUCUUCAGUUUUGCUUGAACAAUGUGUCUCACUGAAGACAGUAGCUUCACACAUGGCUUGUUACAUUAUGCGUCUGUAAAAAUGGUGUCUCGGUGGAGCAAGAUGUAAUUAAGACUAUGGCCCUGAAAAUUUGCCGAUAGAAUAUGGUGCUGCACAAGAGACUAGUUCCCGCAGUUCCAUCACAGCCGUCACAGCACGCAAACAUAACCUUGAUGUGGCAAGGUUAACUAUAUGUACACAAAUGGGCUUUCACAUACACGCAAAUACAUAGCACCCUGUACCAAGCCACAGCCAAGGAUAUACAUUACUAUUUAAAUAGACAAUACCAUAAGUUAAAAAUUCACAAACUGCACAUUUUUUUUUUUCACACCGAAGCAUCCUAAUCCCUGUAAAGCUCUUCGCACACUGCACACAACUUGUCUCACACGACAUAAUGAGCUUGCCAAAUGUUGCAUGGUUGCACAAUAUACAAAAUGAAAAGAACCAGGUCGUCCUGGAAUCCAAAGUGAACAGACGGGCAUUUAGAACCUGCAGCUUUGGCUUAACAUGGCCACAGACAUUACGAAGUGCAUUGAAAAAACUUCACUGGAGCCGCGAAAAAAUGACAAAUUGCAUCCUACGCAAACCAUCUAGCUUAAGUUGAAUUAUGCCUUAAAAAGCGCACAUAUGUGAGAAAACAUACAAAAGCAAAAAGUCAAAAUGCAUUGGCAGUUCUUUGUAACGUAAACGAAAUAUAAAAGUGCACGAAACAAAAACAACAUGGUUACACUUGCAGCAUCACUUUUACGCUAUGUCUUAGAAAUUGUAAGGUGUUUGAACAACCAUUCUGGAGCAUGAUUUAUAUCAUAUCUUUACACAAUAUAUAUCUGACACACGGUUAAUAAGACCGAUGUGAAUUCCAAGCAGAGUUGCCAAGGUACGUGAAAAAAGAAGCAAUGACAAACCACCCAGGUAUGUGCAUUCAAUUAGUGGCAGUUAAACAGCUAGGUCACUUAAACUGGACCCGAUGUCAGAGUGGCAGUGAAGACAUGAAAUGCACUUAUACUAUGUAAAGCUAUCAAACAGCAAGUACAAAUCUAUACAUCUGCCAUCAUUUUACUGACAUUUCUGUGUAAAUGGACAGCAGAAAAAAUCAUACCCUAGUUGAUUUUACUUAUGCUAAUAGUAACAAAUGAAUUUCAUUAAAGUGCAGAAUAUAUAACUUGCAGUACAACACAUUUGUCAUUUCGCUCUUGAUUUCAAUUGUAUUCAUCACAAGUGUCUGGCAAA